Mesorhabditis spiculigera is the source of this 759-nucleotide messenger RNA. Lineage: Eukaryota; Metazoa; Nematoda; Chromadorea; Rhabditida; Rhabditidae. The record is from the annotation of a GenBank genome assembly.
AUGCUCAAGCGCGCCGUCCAUCAAGCUCAGCUCGUUCACCUCACCGCCAAGAAGAGCCAGGGCAAGGUCUACAACAUCACCGCCCACCAGCCCGCCUCCAACUACUUCCUGCGUGACGGACGCUAUAUCCGCUUUGCGGACUGGCGCUUCGUUCACCGUGCAAGACUCGACGUCGUUCCGCUAAAUGGCUGCAACCGUGCCCGUGAUCAGAAAGACAAGCGUUGCCGAAGAUGUGGCUACCAACUCGAGAGUGUCGCCCACGUCCUGUGUCAUUGCCCUGCUCACGCCCACGCCAUCACCCUGCGCCACAACGCCAUCCUCGACCGCCUCGUCAACGCCAUCAAGCUGCCCGCGACCACCACGAAAUAUGUCAAUGUCAAGAUCCCCGGCACCGAUGGUCAACUACGUCCCGAUCUCGCCCUCGUCGACCAUGUGAAGAAGCGUGUGACGAUCGUGGACGUGACCAUGCCGUUCGAGAACCACGACCUGAGCGUCUUCGCUGCCGCACGUGCCGAGAAGCUCCGCAAGUACGCCGACAUCUUCAACAAGUUCAACGCGGAUGGCUACGACACGUUCCUGGACGCCUUCAUCGUCGGGCCACUCGGCGGAUGGGACCAAGAAAACGACAACGUGCUGCGCCGACUCGCCAUCUCCGUCAAGUACGCCGCGCUGAUGAAGAAGUUGAUGGUCGCCGAUGCGCUGAAGUGGUCAAGAGAUGCCUACGUCGAGCACAUCACCGCCCACCGCCAAUACCAAGCA